UCAUACUAAGCCAAGGAGGGUCGCAAAAAAUCAACAAACAAAAUUAUUUUUGUUUCUUUAAAGUUAAUUAAUACAUUAAACAUUUAAUGCAUUAAUCUAAAGACUUGCCAGCAUGAUUUGCCGCUUGUGCCUGAACAGUGUCAACGAUGCGGACACGCUGCAGAUCUUCGAAGGCCUGGGACUCUCCCUGAAUGUGGCGACGGUGCUAUCCAAACAUUUUUGGUUUGAGCCCAAAAGCGAUGAUCCCAUAUCCAAGGUGAUCUGUUUGAGGUGCUGGCAGCAAGUGAGCGACUUUCAUGAGUUCUAUGCGGCGGUGGAGAAGGCCCAUCGCUUGCUCACCGAACGCUUUUCCUUGAAAACCAGCCAGGAUCAGCCGAAGGUAGAGGUGGAAGAGCAGGAGGAAGAGGAAGAGGAGGAGGAUCUGCUGGAGUUCCAUGAGCAGGCGGAGGAUAUAGAGCUGCCGGGCAGCGAUAACGAGAGUGGUUCCUUUAGCAACGAGCAGUUCCUCAGCGAGGUCAUAGCCCAGCAAGAGAAUUCCAAGGACUUUAAGCCCUUGGAAGAGGAGUUUGCAAGGGAAUCUACAGAUUUAGAACUUAAGGAGGCGGAGGAGAAGGCUGCUCAACCUAUUGUAGCCCAAGAAGAACGGCGGGAAACCCGUUCUACAACCAAGAGUAAAGCCCUGCCGGCAGCAGAGCAGCCACAACCUCCCCCUAAACCUACCAAGCCAAGCAUUAAACCCCGAGCCAAGAGAAGCACCACCUGCAAGACCACCGCCAGCAAGCGCUAUGCCAACUACAAGCAAUGCAUGCUGGACAUUGAUGCCAAGAUCUCGGCCCACAUGCGUCUCACCUGUGAUGUGUGCCACGAGGGACAGGAGACCUUUCUACUCCUUUGCAAGCACAUGAUGCAGGCUCAUCAUCGCAAGGGCUAUGCCAUUUGCUGCAACAAGAAGUUCUACAAGCGUUCCUUUCUCACCGAUCACAUUGAUAGGCAUGCCGAUCCCGAGAAGUUCAAAUGCAGGCAAUGCGACAAGCGCUUUGCGGACAAGCAAUGCCUGCGGAAUCACGAGCUGUUGAAGCAUCAGCCGGAGGAGGAGAAGACCUUCAUGUGCGAGCAGUGCCCCAAGAGAUAUACAAAGCAGUAUCUGUUGGAUCAGCAUAGGGUUAUACACAAGGAGCGCAAUGUGGUGUGCGAUUUAUGCGAGAGGAGAUUUCCCAAUCAAUCCCUGCUCUGCACGCAUGUGAAAAUGGUCCAUGGCAACUAUGGCACCAUGUGCGACAUCUGUGCCCAGGUUAUACGCGGACGAGCAGCCUUCCAGCGCCAUCAACUAGAGCAUGCUGGGGUGACAGAGCCCAAGGUGCAGUGUGACAUUUGUGGAUCCUGGCAUAAAAAUAAACACAGCCUCAAGAAGCAUGUACGUCGACACAAUGGCUCAGCUGCCACCUGCGAUCUUUGCGGCAAGGUUUCACCCAACAGAAGUGCCAUGUUGAGCCAUCAGCGUUAUGUCCAUCUCACAGAUAGAAAGCACGAGUGUAGUGUGUGUGGCAAGGCCUUCAAAAAGGCCAUUACCUUAAAGGAGCACAUGACUAUGCACACGGGCGAGGUGCUCUACAAGUGUCCCCAUUGUCCCAAGACCUUCAAUUCGAAUGCCAAUCAGCACACACAUCGCAGGAAAUGCCAUCCCAAGGAGUUUGAAGAGGCCAGAAAGGCCAGAAGUGAGAAGAGAAAGGCCAUUGAGGAGGAGGAGGGAGAGGCCACUACCCACAUACUGACCAUAUCAGCGGAUGGCGAGGAGGCAACCCACAGGAUAUUGCUAACCAACAGCAAUGAGGAUCUCAAGGCGGAGACCAUCGAGUUCACUUUGUGUCUUAGUCCUCAAGCAGGAGAGUAA
Molecule: messenger RNA, 1891 nt
Organism: Drosophila kikkawai
Lineage: Eukaryota; Metazoa; Arthropoda; Insecta; Diptera; Drosophilidae
Product: transcription factor grauzone
Cellular component (GO): nucleus
Molecular function (GO): zinc ion binding; DNA-binding transcription factor activity
Source: RefSeq, a predicted model, not a curated record